AUGGCUCAAAAACUAUGGAUUAGAACAAGGCUUCGCAAUUACAAUCACUCACAGCGAAAAGGAUAAAAAGGAUGGACUGCCCCGGUGGCGUAUUUACGCAUGUACAAGAGGCCAAAAAUAUAUGCCAAGAAAGGAAGCACACACGGAAGAGAGCCGUAAUGCAGAACAUAAUACUGGUAACUGCCAAUUUCGUGUUAAUACCUACUGCCGGAAGAACGACAAUCUAGUUUAUAUCACAAAAGUUGAAAACCAGUAUAAUCACAAACUUGUUGAAACCAUCGCCGCUCUCGCGCCCAGUUAUCAAAAGUUCACUCCAGAAAUGCAAGAGGAUGUUAGAUUACUUGCAACAUGUGGUGUGCGCUCCGGUGCAAUUAUUGAAGUGCUACGACAUAAAAAUUCAGGAAAGUACAUCCACGAUCGUGACAUUUAUAAUUUGAUUAAUUCCAUUCGCCACGAAAAAAAUCAAGAUAAAAGUGAUGCUGGCUCAAUAUACCUUAAUCUAAUGAAACAACAGCAGGAAAAUUCAUCGUUCUACGUCGAUGCACAGUUUAAAGGCCAAGAAAAUCGUCUUGUACGGCUUUGCUGGAUGCGCCCGAGUCAACAAGAAUU
Molecule: messenger RNA, 609 nt
Organism: Diversispora eburnea
Lineage: Eukaryota; Fungi; Glomeromycota; Glomeromycetes; Diversisporales; Diversisporaceae
Source: the annotation of a GenBank genome assembly